Rhodotorula toruloides NP11 is the source of this 552-nucleotide messenger RNA. Its product is annotated as isopentenyl-diphosphate delta-isomerase. The transcript is spliced from 5 exons. The coding region runs from base 1 to 552 and encodes 183 amino acids. Gene Ontology annotation, biological process: isopentenyl diphosphate biosynthetic process. Gene Ontology annotation, cellular component: cytoplasm. The record is from RefSeq and is a predicted model, not a curated record. Lineage: Eukaryota; Fungi; Basidiomycota; Microbotryomycetes; Sporidiobolales; Sporidiobolaceae. Gene Ontology annotation, molecular function: isopentenyl-diphosphate delta-isomerase activity.
AUGUCUUCCACCACUCACACCAUCACCCUCGACCCGUCCAAGUACGACCAGCAGCAGAUCAACCUCAUGGAGGAGCGCUUGAUCCUCCUCGACGACGACGACCGGGCUAUCGGUGAGGGUUCGAAGAAGGAUUGCGUCCGGCAAGCGGCCGCGCGGGAACUCACGCACGAGCUCGGAAUUCCUCACACAUAUCCUCUCGACGACUUUGCCUACCUCACCCGCAUCCACUACUACGCGCCUAGCGACAAAAUCUGGGCUGAGCACGAGAUCGACUACAUCUUCUUCCUCACGCUCGACCCGAAGACCAACAUCAACCCGAACGAGGUUAGCGACGUCAAGUGGGUGUCCAAGGCGGACUUGGAAGAGUUCUUCAAGGACCCUUCCUCGACCUUCACACCCUGGUUCCGCCUCAUUGCCGAAUCGUUCCUCUACAAAUGGUGGGACGCCCUCCUCGCGUUGCGGAAGGACCAGUCGCAGCCGCUCGAUGCCAAAGCGUUGAUCGCUGAGGUUGAAAAGGAGAAGGCCACGAUGGGCAGCAUCAUCCGCAUGUGA